Molecule: messenger RNA, 996 nt
Organism: Mesorhabditis spiculigera
Lineage: Eukaryota; Metazoa; Nematoda; Chromadorea; Rhabditida; Rhabditidae
Source: the annotation of a GenBank genome assembly
AUGGACCGCAUCCCGGGUUCAAAAUGUUCGGUGAUGGUGUCGACAGUGUUGUCGACAAUCUCCCUGCUUGCCCUCAUCAUCUGGCUGCCCAUCCUACACUCGUCCAUUCAACGCCAAACAGCCGACAUGAUCGCCCAGGUCGAUUUGUGCAAGAUGGAAUCGCGUGAUAUUUGGAAGCAAAUGACGGUGAUUCCGGGAGCUCGUGCUCGUUCUGCCCGCCAAGCUGGCCCCUCAUCCGGCCGUCAAUAUUCGUAUGGAGCACGAGGGAAUGGAGCAUGUUGUGCCUGUACACAGGGACCACCUGGACCACGCGGAAAUUCUGGAAAGGAUGGACAGCCUGGUGGUGACGGCGAGCCGGGAGAUCCGGGAAGGGAUGGACAUUCUGGGAAUUAUCUUCCCGCUCCACCAGCCGAGGAGAGGGCUUGUCAGAAGUGUCCGCCUGGACCUCCUGGACCACCUGGAAUGCCUGGAAAUAAGGGAGAUCGUGGCCAGCCUGGCCAUCCGGGCAAAUCGGGCCGUAACGGCGAGAACAACCGUCCAGGCCCACCCGGACCCCCGGGAGUACGAGGCAAUCCGGGUCCACCCGGUCCGAAGGGACCGAGAGGAGACAGGGGAAAGGUCCUCAAUGGUGCCCCGCCAGGCCCAGCCGGCCCGGCCGGAAAAAUGGGCCCCCGAGGCCCGGCUGGAGGCAGGGGAAUUGAUGGGAAACCCGGAUUGGCUGGAAUGGGAGGCAUUAGAGGGGCUGUGGGAGACAGAGGAGAUUCGGGAGAAGCCGGACUGGCCGGACCCCAGGGACCGAAAGGCGAUCAGGGAAUGCCCGGAAGUUGUGGACAUUGUGAAGGUGUCAUGGAAAAGCCGAAAGAUUCGGCAGCAGCCGCCCCCCAACCAACCCCGGCCCCUGAGAAAGAAACCGUUACAGAACCCGCUGCCCCGUCAGGAAAUACGGAGCCGAAAGCCGGUGCGGCAAACGCCGGAAAACAGGAAUAUUGGUGGUGG